AUGUAUAGUUACCCUCUAAAACUUUCGGAGGAUGGAUGGGAAAACGACAAAUUUGUGCACAAUGAAUCCAAAACUAAUACACUUGUAUUGGGAUGGAUACGUACGUAUUUCUUGAUACUCUGCGUCUGCAAGUUACCAGAACUUUCUUUAGGUGCUAGUGUGGCAGGAUCCAAUGUUGACCACGAAGGAUUUUGUCCGAACAAGCUGAAUUCCAAUCUUUGGGUAGAUGCGCAGAGCACCUGCGAGAGGGAAUGCAACGUCGACGAGGACUGUGCUGGCUUUGAGAAAUGCUGCACCAACGUGUGUGGCCUCAACAGCUGUGUGGCUGCACGUUUCUCUGAUGGCACCGCUGCCCAGCCAGACGGGCAGGGUGGAGGAACAGGAAGUGAUGCCCUCAACUCCACAGCUACCUGUGAGGGCUUUAUCUGCAGCCAGCAGGGAGCGAUAUGUGACAUCUGGGAUGGACAGCCUAUCUGCAAGUGCCAGGACCGCUGUGAGAAAGAGCCCAACUUCACCUGUGCCUCAGAUGGCCUCACCUACUUCAACCGCUGCUACAUGGACGCAGAGGCCUGCAUCCAAGGGGUGACUUUGACUGUGGUCACCUGCCGCUUCUACCUUGCAGGGCCUAACACUAGUCCACUGCCUCAGGACACCACAGCCAACCCCACGCCUACAUCCUCCCAGGAGGACCCUUUGCCCCCCUCACUGUACUCCAACCCUCACCACUCGUCCAUCUACGUGGGAGGCACCGUCAGCUUCCACUGUGAUGUCAUUGGAGUCCCCAGGCCUGAUGUGACCUGGGAGAAGCAGAGUGAGCGGCGUGAACGUCUAGUCAUGAGGCCUGACCAGAUGUAUGGCAAUGUGGUUAUCACCAACAUUGGUCAGCUUGUGAUUUACAACGCCCAGGUGUGGGAUACAGGUAUCUACACCUGCAUCGCACGUAACUCUGUGGGAGUUCUUCGCGCAGACUACCCACUGUCUGUCAUCCGGCGAGCUGAUGAUGAUUUCUCUGAAGACCCUGAGAUGCCCAUGGGGCGCCCUUUCUCCCCCGCAGACUGUCUGGCUGAAGUAGACGUCAGAGUGUGCAGUGGUGAGCGGCAUGUUGACUGGUAUUAUGACAGUAAACUUGGUUCCUGCAUGGCGUUCAGCAAUGGCGGAUGUGAAGAUAGCCGCAACAAAUUUGAGACUUUUGAGGAGUGCAAGGCAUCCUGUCAGAGAGAAGGGAUGGGGAUCUGCUUGCUGCCUGCAGUCCAGGGCCCCUGCAAGGCCUGGGAGCCACGUUGGGCCUGGAAUUCCGUCAUGAAACAGUGCCAAGCCUUUGCAUAUGGUGGUUGCCAUGGGAAUGCCAACAGCUUCGCCACAAAGCGGGAAUGUGAGGCUAACUGCCCUCAAGCGAAAAAGAAACCUUGUAAGACCUGCAGAGCGAAAGGGAAAAUGGUUCCAAGCUUAUGCCGGAGUGAUUUUGCCAUUGUGGGGCGUCUGACAGAGCUGGUGGAAGAUCUGGACUCUGGGUUAGCUCGCUUCAGCUUGGAGGAGGUCCUGAGAGAUGAAAAGAUGGACCUGACUUUCUUCAACACCAAACACCUUGAGGUGACUAUCGCCAAGAUAGACUGGAGCUGCCCCUGCCCCAACAUCACCAUGGAGGAGAACCCUCUGCUGGUGAUGGGUGUAGUUCAGGACGGCAUGGCCAUCAUCCAAUCAGACAGCUAUGUGAGAGCCAUAUCUGAACGCAGACUCAAGAAGCUGCGGGAAGUUCUUGGUAAAAAGACCUGUGAGGCAAAGUAGGUCCCAGAACUGAGACUCAUUAGCCCACAGAGGCUCUGUAGUUGUGUUUACUUUUAGCACUAAAGAAAAGCAUCCGAACUGCUUUAGGGAAAACUGAUAUUUAUUUACUUUUAUAAAAAUAUGUUCAAUAUGUUUACUAAAGCCAGGUGAGGUCAUUAGUAUGUACAAUUUAUAUUCAUUACAACACCGACUGUUGGACAUUCCAGAUGUUGUGAGUCCUGCUGAAAUGCUCCUUUUUUAAUUUGUUUAAAUAUAUAAGGUUUCUGUUAAAUAUUACUUCUUAAUCUGUAUUUUUGUAUUUUGAAAAGAAUAGCAACCACAUAAGUUAACCAACUUGCCUAGUUUGUGAUGCUAACAAUACUGGACAUCUACAGUGUAUAACCUGUUAUAUUUUUCUGUUUUCUAGUGCUGUGCUAUUAUUAGUAUUUGUUUUUUACAUAGUUUCCCUUUUGUUAUAAUGUAUUACUGCAAUGUCGUAUACACAGCACAUUUACUUGAAUAUAACUCCCUCUGCAAAGCACUUCUGCUACCUGAGUUUUACUAACAGCCUCUGUAAACUGAAAGAAGCAAUAAAAGGAGAACACGGCUGUUUCAUAGUAAAAAUAGAACACAGACAACAUGUAGAUUUGAGCCUCAUUGAUUUUACUCAAGUGUGCGAUACAGAAGUAUGUUGUAUAGGA
Molecule: messenger RNA, 2465 nt
Organism: Labrus bergylta (ballan wrasse)
Lineage: Eukaryota; Metazoa; Chordata; Actinopteri; Labriformes; Labridae
Gene: wfikkn1
Product: WAP, follistatin/kazal, immunoglobulin, kunitz and netrin domain containing 1
Biological process (GO): transforming growth factor beta receptor signaling pathway
Cellular component (GO): extracellular region
Molecular function (GO): transforming growth factor beta binding; receptor antagonist activity; serine-type endopeptidase inhibitor activity
Source: RefSeq, a predicted model, not a curated record